Molecule: messenger RNA, 2115 nt
Organism: Drosophila sulfurigaster albostrigata
Lineage: Eukaryota; Metazoa; Arthropoda; Insecta; Diptera; Drosophilidae
Product: mediator of RNA polymerase II transcription subunit 26-like
Exons: 4
Coding region: 166-2049 (627 amino acids)
Biological process (GO): regulation of transcription by RNA polymerase II; positive regulation of gene expression
Cellular component (GO): mediator complex; core mediator complex
Molecular function (GO): transcription coregulator activity
Source: RefSeq, a predicted model, not a curated record
GUAAGGAAAAAGUUCAAAACUAUUCAUUAUUACAUGAGACGUAUUCAGAAAAACUAAAAAUUCUUUUAAAAAUCAAGCGAUUUUAAUGACCUUUCUUUUAAAGACGAAAAGGCGACAAAACUGUUUCCCAAUGAUUCAGAAAUUUUAUCACUGUCAAAUAGCUCGAUGAGCUCGAUUUUAUCUGGAGAUGCCAUUUCCAUGUCUGCAAAUUCGCAAAAUAAGUGCCGCGCUACAUGCGAUUUAACAUUUGCAGGCCGAUUCAAGACAGUGAAACAGGAUGUUACUUUAAAUCACGACAAUGACAAUGGCCCAAAAACUAAUUGUCAAAUUAAUGAAGUGGAGCAACCUAUUUUAAAGACAAUAUAUGAAGAGUAUAUAAAUAAUGACUCGAGCACUUCGUGUAGUCGGCUGUCAUCAUUUGAAGAACGGAGCCAACAGAUUCACUUAAAAUCAUUUGUUGAACCAAACAAACCACAGCAAUUGCUGUCACACGAUAGUCAUAAGGCGGAUUUGCGCAAUGAAAAUCUUCCGACUGAAGUUCCAAAAAGGCGUGGACGAAAGAAAGGUUCAAAAGGCGUUGAUUCACUGAUUGCCAAAGAAUCUAGUCUGUCUCAACAAAUUUUUCUUGGAAGUGGUGUCAAGAAAGUGAAGACUACAAAAGAGCUUUUUAAUGAAAUACAGAGCCGUAAGCUAAGUAUUUCUUAUAAUCGAAAUGUGGUAUAUUCGCCAGUAACUGCUAACAAAAUUUCAAAUGAUCCUAUCCAACGAAAUCGAGAGUCCUCCCGAUCUUUAAUACCUAGACCAACAUCAUCUUGUUCAGAAACAUCAAUGCAUUCACCUCAUAUAUUGGAAACUAAUUCAGCAAAUGUUUCUUUAAGUGGCAUCGAAUCUAAAUUUUCAAAUGUUAUUGAAGAUGUUGGAAACACAGAUAGUGAUACUAUAACAUCGGACCCAUCACACGAUAGCAUCAAGUCUGUCGAAAUUAAGAGAAGCACUUCGCUGGAAAGUAUCAGUAGCUUUAUUCAAGCUCCAUCAUCAUUUAAUAAAACAAUAGUAACCGGCAAAAUCAAUCAUACAAAUGACGUCGCAAUUGAAUUAAUGCAGUUGGUUAACGGAUUAAGCACGCCACAAAGUGUUGACGAUACUGAAAAAUUAUACCAGGCUCAAAUAGUUCCUUGCACAUGUGUAAUUCACGAAGAAACAAAGUUUGUGAACGAAAGUCAGUCAAUAAGUCAGUUAAAUUCUGAAGAAGAAAAGCUCGAAGCUAUUGAUGAUCAUUUCAAAACAUGUCCAAAAAAUGCUUUUGAUAGUCUAACGGUUAAACCCAAUGACAGAAUCGAAGAAGCUCCAAACUUGAUACCGCCGAAACCCAUCAAAUCAAUAUUUGAUUUAGAUUUCGACGAGGAGUACGAUCCUUUACACUCAAUGAUGAAAAACGUCUUAAAAGUCGAACCGACCAAAAACGUACAACGACAAAGUGAUACGGCCUAUAAUGAUAGUAAUAACGUUCAACAUGUUAGAUUACUAUGCGCAACUAGUCUCGCACAAAAUGCUGGUAAUAAUUUUGAUAAUGAUCACGAUAAUAAUAAAAAUGGUGAAAAGGUCGUAGAAACACUUUCGAUCUUCACUGUUAUUGAGAACCCAAACUGUGUUGCAAAACAGCGGUUCAUGAUACAAACAAACCAAGUUACGAACUUCCACAUUAACGCUUUACACAAUUUUUACGUUCCAAAUAUUAAUGGUAAUUGGAAUAUUAUUGAGAAUAACUUGUCGUCGUCAAUCUUAAGGUCGAAUGUAUCAGAAGUGUUUCAACAACAAUGCAACUCGUAUUCAGUAAAAGACGGUACAGAUGUUGUUCCCAAGUAUGGAUCAUUAACAUAUGAUGAGCGCAUCCCAAAAGAAUUAAGUUCUUUGCAAUUCAAUAAGAAUUUUACAAGAAAAUUUCGAAAUUUUCGCAUAAUACCACCAUUUUGGGUAUUGCAAAGUGCUUACCAUCUUGUCGACUGGCCGCAAAACGGGCAAAGCAUGGUGCAAUUAAAUCAUCGUUAACCCUAAGCAUGGAAAAUUUGGAGAUGAUUAAAGAUAGUUCUAUUCCCUUGAAAGUAGAUAUUGAUG